This is a messenger RNA of Macroventuria anomochaeta, 914 nucleotides long. RefSeq lists its product as uncharacterized. The transcript has a single exon. The coding region runs from base 173 to 646 and encodes 157 amino acids. The record is from RefSeq and is a predicted model, not a curated record. Lineage: Eukaryota; Fungi; Ascomycota; Dothideomycetes; Pleosporales; Didymellaceae.
AGUAAGCGCUUGUGCAGAGAUCCCGUUCGCAGAGUUCGACAUCAGAUGCUUGGCGAAGUUGAGUGCUUACUUGGAAUCCGGGGAAAGCCAGAGGCGUUCAAGAUGCUGCAUCCUGAAACUCUCAGAGCAUCGUUGAUGUCCGUUGCAUAACGACAUAAUUAAUAACGAAAGCAUGCCGUCAAAUGCCUCAGCUCUAGCUUCCACAGGCAUCGCGGGUUGCAUAUGGAUUCACCGAAACCCUCAGCUCGCUCGUCGGGGAUUCCGGGUAUGCCUCAAUAGGCAAGCGAUGCGCAAGCUCCUAUUGAAGUUAGCACGCUUCGCCAUGCCUUGUCCCGAUUUGCGGGUCUGCACUCCGCUUAAGCGUCGAUUGGUGUCGUACGCGAGCCAAGGCUGGAUCUCCAGUUUUCCAUUCAACGCUGUGAACAGAGUUUCAAGGCGAGUAACGAUGACGGAUAAAUUCCACCGCGACAGCCAGUGGAUGCUCUUGAGUCAUGUUCAUUUUCUUGGAGUCGACGGGAUAUCGGUGUUUCGGGUUGUGGAUUUCGUUUAUCACUGGUUAGCGAUGGACAAGGUCAAGGUGCUGAGGGCUCGCGUAGUCUCCGGCGCUAGACAUCCUGUCAAAGGCUUAGGUUUUACACGGCUUUAGCUACAGUCGGGUGCCAAAAGUCUGUUCGCGACGGCUUUACCCCACCAAAGUUGACCAUAUUCUAUAAUAAAUAUAACAGCCUUUGCUUAUUUAGAUAAUAUAAGAUAAAGAAGUAUAGAAGUGAAUAUCUCUUUCUAAUACUCUCUUAAGUUUUAGCAAUUAAUCUUAAGUUUGUACAGAAUUAGAGGAGGGGUAAAGAGAGACUAGUAAUAAACCCCGCUUAAUCUUCCUUUUUUCUUAGAUAAUCUAUCUUUGCUAUCUUCUCUAU